This is a messenger RNA of Miscanthus lutarioriparius, 3153 nucleotides long. The record is from the annotation of a GenBank genome assembly. NCBI's taxonomy places the organism in Eukaryota, Viridiplantae, Streptophyta, Magnoliopsida, Poales, Poaceae.
AUGGAGGGUCCGCCUAUGGCUAUGGUGUGCUACUCGAUGGGGGCAAUCAACUCCCUUGUCGAGAGGAUCACCCCACUAGUGGAGAACCAUCCCAUGACUGAGCACUUGCUGCAAGAUCUCCAGAGCCUUAGAGCUGAGUUCAUGAACAAAUUUGCCGGAGGACGGGCCACGGCUGAGCAAGUCAAGGUGUGGAUGAAGCAGGUCCGGGAGAUGGUCUACGACAUAGAAGACUGGAUUGAUCUGAAGACGGAUUUCAGCGAAUCGGACAUGAAACAAAUUGAAGAAUUCAAGGGCGAGAUCCAGGAAGCUCGAAGCCGCUGCGAAAGGCACGAGCUUCUGAAGCAAGCCCCUACUUCUGACGCAGAACCUGUUUAUGCUGGACCUAGAGAAGUACCCGGCCGUAGAUUGUUCUGGGAGGAGAAGCCUGUCCUCGUUGGCCUGAAUCAUUCAAAACUAGAGAUUUUAAAUCAUCUGGAGAACGAUCAGAAGGAGCUGAAGGUGGUUUCCGUACACGGAAGGGGAGGCCAUGGCAAGACUGUUCUUGCUAAGGAGAUAUAUGGAGACAUCUGUAUUAAAGGGCAGUUCGAGUGCAAAGCUUUUGUUUCUGUCAGUCGGAACUCAUCGACGAGGACCACACUAAUCGAAAUACUCCGCCAAGUGAAGUCGGAGGUGGAUGCUUGGCAAUCCUGGAGCAGCAACGACGAACUGCUCAAUGAAAUCAUCACUGAACUUUGGGGAUUCUUACGCACCAAGAGGUAUUUCAUCUGCAUCGAUGACAUCCGGAGUACACAAGAUUCAGAUGUUAUUAUUUGUGCUUUGCCUGAUAAUGAUCUUGGAAGUCGGAUAUUGACAACAACGCGCAUGGAGGAUAUUGCCAUAUCAUGCUCUAGACGUCCCGAUGAUGUUGUUUAUGAGAUGAUCCCUCUUGACGAGACUGAUUCCAAAAGCUUAUUUUGCAAUAGUGUAUAUGUUCAAGAACAAGAAUGGCCAGAUCAUUUCAAAGAAUCUUCGAAGAAAAUGUUUGAAGUGUGUGGUGGCCUGCCAUUGGCCAUAAUUGUUACAGCGGGUUUUUUAGGGAGGACAUCAGCUGAACUGUCGUUGCAGUCAGAAAAGCUUAACAAAACAAUUUUAUCAGAAACCGAUCAAUUUUAUUCCGAGUCACAAGCAAUGAGAAAGAUACUGGACAUCAGUUUUGCUGAUCUACCUCUGCCUCUGAAGUCUUGCUUCUUGUAUUUGACUGCUUUUUCAGGAAAUUAUGACAUCAUCAAGAAGGAUCGUCUGGUAAGAAGAUGGGUAGCUGAAGGACUUAUCCCUGAAAGGCAUGGAAAAAGUUCAUGGGAAACAGGGGAGAGCUUCUUUGAUGAGCUUAUCAGUAGGAGGCUGAUCCAACCGGCCUUUGAUGGCAAUGAUGAUCAGCCAAUUGGUUGCACUGUUCAUGGUGUUGUAUUUGAUUUCUUGGAGUCUUUGUCAUCCGAAGAAAACUUUAUUACACCAGGUGAAGAGUUGAAGUCUGGACUAUUUCCUUGUGAAACGGUUCGGCGAGUCAGUCUCGACUGUGGUGAUGAAGACGAAGGUGACACCUUGAUCUCAAACACAUAUUGUCUUUUCGAGCAGAAGAGUUUGGUGUCCUCAAGCUGUGCUGAAGAAGAAGAAGAAGACGAUGCAAUCUUUUUGCAAUUAUCUAGGGUGCGGUCCCUUGCAUUUUCUGGUGAUGCUGGAAGGAGGAUCCCUGAUCUUUCUGCCUUCAAACAUUUGCGGUUGCUGGAUCUUGAGGGUACCAAGGGCUUGGAGAACAAACGAUUGGAAGGCAUUGGACAUUUGUCUCUGCUGAGGUACUUAGGACUUGGCGGGACUGAUGUCACCAAGCUGCCCCAACAAAUCAUGGAACUUGAGCAAUUGGCUACCCUGGAUUUAAGGCGAACAAGAGUGAGAAGAUUACCAGUACUGUGUAGAGACACAAAGCUGGUAUCUCUGCUCGCCGAUGAAUUGGCAAUCACGCCGAGAGAAAUGAGGAGAAUGCAAAAUUUGGAGGAACUAUCAAAAGUUCUUACGGGUCCUGAUGGGGCAUUUGCUUCGGAACUAGCAGGGCAUGUUAAUAAGUUGGGACCUUUGAGGAUGCUUGGGAUAAGAUUUAGUCGUAUGCAGAGUCAUAGCGCAGCUGAUCGACAGGGAGUGAUGCGUCUCCUUGAGGAGCUGAGGAAAUCAAACCUGCAGUCCCUUUUACUUGAUAAUUACCCUCAUCCUCUGCUUGACUUACUGGUUGAUUCAUCAGCCCACAACCUGCAAAAAUUUGAGCUGAGAAUACGCGGCUGCCUCCCGCAAGUUCCACAGGAGAUAGCAUCUCUCAUAGCCGUCACGCACCUGCAUAUCAAUGUUGAAGCAGUAGAAGCACAAGGUGUCCGUGCCCUGGGGAGCUUGCCUAACUUGGUCGUCCUGAGACUAGAUUUGAAUAGCAGUCCAAGCAUGACCGUGAGUAGCAAUGAUGGCUUUCAGUGCCUCAAGUCAUUAUGGUGUAACAGUCAGUAUGGUGGUGGGAAGGGCAUGCAGUUUGAAGCUGGAGCCAUGCCACAGCUCCGAAGGCUUCGGCUAGAACUCGAUGCCCGGGGAACAAGGUCCAAACAUGAUGAUUUCGAUAUCGGUAUCCAGCAUCUACCUUCUCUCGUGCAGGUCCAUGCAACCAUUGACUGGACGAAUACUGCUUUAACGGCUUCAGAGGUUGAGGCCGCUGAGAACCAGAUCAGAGAACAAGUAUCUCGGAGCCCCAACAAUCCGGUACUGGAAUUGAACAGAAGACGGCAGCGGUAUAUUGCCAAGCCAUUGGAGGAGUUGGUGAUCACUGUCAACAGCCUUCAGGAGUGGGGCAAACAGAUCGACCACAGAAAGCUGGUGGUGGUUCAUUUCUCCGCGGGGUGGUGCGGAGCAUCCCGCAAGAUCACUCCUGUCUUUGCUGAUCUAGCCAAGAAGUUCCAAAAUGUUGUUUUCUUGAAGGUCGAUGUCGAUGUUGAUGAAAUGGAGACUGUUGCUAAGGAAUUCAGUGUUAAGGGCGUGCCAACCUUCCUGUUCAUGAAGGGGGGCUCCGUUAAGGACAGGGUUGUUGGCGCAGACAAGGAAGAGCUGGAGGAGGUGCUUCAGGAGCAGGUUGACCUGAUGUGA